Molecule: messenger RNA, 2438 nt
Organism: Vicugna pacos (alpaca)
Lineage: Eukaryota; Metazoa; Chordata; Mammalia; Artiodactyla; Camelidae
Source: RefSeq, a predicted model, not a curated record
UCGUGGACGGUGGCAUGAAAAGUAAUGUCAGUUAACACAACUGUGUAUUUUCAGUAUUCUUCUAAACUAUUUUAAAUGAAAUGCAAGGCUUGUUACAAAGGGACUUAGACAGAUGUCGUAAAUAAUUAACUUUUUUUUUCAGGAGAAGUACUGUGUACUUAACAAGGGGUCCCUGGUGCUGUAGCACUGGUAACACCUGUAUUAAGCACACCGCUGAAGAUGGGAUCAAAAGACUUGGCUGUUAUUAUCCUAUUAAUCAUCUCAGGAGAACUCUAUGCAGAAGAGAAACCCUGUGGUUUUCCGAGUGUGGAAAAUGGACGGAUUGCCCAAUAUUACUAUACUUUUGAAAGAUACUACUUUCCAAUGAGCAUAAAUCAGCAUUUGACCUUCUCCUGCUUGGCCGGUCACACAACUAAAACGGGGAGACAAGAGGCUCGCAUCGCGUGCACAGCAGCCGGCUGGUACCCAGAACCACGGUGCUUCAAAAAAUGCCCUAAGCCUGACUUAAGAAAUGGCUACAUCUUUGAUACAAAAUUAUCUUACAACAUUCAAGAGAACAUGCGCUACGGUUGUUCGUCAGGAUAUAAAACCACUGCAGGGCAGGAUGAAGAAGUGGUUCAAUGCCUCCCUGAUGGAUGGUCCUCUCAGCCAGCCUGUAGGAAGGAGCAUGAAAUGUGCUUGGCCCCUGAAUUACAUCAUGGAAAUUAUUCCACAACACAGAAAACAUUCAGAGUGAAGGACAAAGUACGAUAUGAAUGUGCCCCCGGGUACCACACAGCUUCCGGGAAGAGGACGGAGGAGGUGGAAUGUCACUCGUACGGGUGGGCUCUCCCCCCACGAUGUGCCAAAUUAAAAUGCUCUUCCUUAAGAUUAAUAGAAAAUGGUUAUUUUCAUCCUGUAAAGCAAACCUAUGAAGAAGGAGACGUAGUUCAGUUUUUCUGUCAUAAAAAUUAUUACCUCAGUGGAUCUGACCUAAUUCAGUGCUAUAACUUUGGUUGGUACCCAGAAUCUCCUGUCUGUGAAGGAAGAAGAAGUCGGUGUGCCCCUCCGCCUCUGCCGGCCAACUCCAGCGUUCAAGCGCACGCGGCCACUUACCGCCACGGGGCAGCGGUGCGCGUGUCGUGUGAACUGCACUUCGAGAUGCAGGGGCCGGAGGAGAUGCGUUGUGAAAAUGGAAAGUGGACAGAGCCUCCGAGAUGCGUGGAGGCAGGCGAGCGGGAGGCCUGCGGCGAGCCACCCUUCGUUGAGAACGCGGCGGCGCAGCCCUCCUCCGGGCGCUUCCACGGCGGGGAUAAGGUGACAGGCCUUCCAAGCCGGUGCCCUGGCACAGCACCAGCUCCGCUGCUCUUCGUGAAAAAUACUGAGAAUUGUAAUGCUCCCCCUGUUGUAAUAAACGGGGCUGUUGUUGGUGAACCACUGACCAGCUACACAACGGGAUCCUCGGUGGAAUAUAGAUGCAAUGAGUACUACCUGUUGAGGGGAGAAAAGCUGUCUCACUGUGAACAAGGAAAAUGGUCACCCCCACCUGUUUGCUUAGAGCCGUGCACUGUGAAUGUGGACGACAUGCGCAGAAGUAACCUGGAGAUGAAGUGGCAGUAUGAAGGGAAGAUCUUACACGGAGACUUGAUCGAUUUUGUGUGCAAGCAGGGAUAUGACUUGCCCCCACCAACUCCGCUUUCCGAGUUGUCUGUGCAGUGCGACAGAGGACGAGUGAAGUAUCCCUUAUGCGUUAGGAAAGAAUUUAAAAGAACGUGUGCGUCUCCCCCACUUAUUAAGAAUGGAGUCAUCAAGGGGUCAACGGCGGGCACCUAUGAAAACGGCUCCUCCGUGGAGUACAGGUGUUUCGAACACUAUUUCCUGCAGGGGUCCCGGGAGGCCUACUGCUCAGAGGGCGCGUGGACGGCGCCGCCGCUGUGCUUAGAGCCUUGCACCUUAUCUCUCAUCACAAUGGAAAAUAAUAAUUUACUCCUGAAAUGGAAUUUUGACGAUAGGCCUUAUAUUUUCCACGGCGAGUAUGUUGAGUUUCUUUGUAAGGGAAAUACUUUCAUAUCCGACUUCCCUAGCAUGGGCUCUGAGCUCCGAGUGCAGUGUGACCGAGGGCAGUUAAAGUACCCGAGGUGCAUUCAGAGAGAAAGGAUGUUGUCUUAUCAAGAACCCUUAAAGACAUAAAAAUGAAUGGCAGAAAGAAGAAUAGUAUGUCAGCACAUCACAAAAUCCCUUAUAAGACAUAAUUGUUAGAAGAAAAAUGUUGAAUUAAAAACCUCUAAGUUUUCGCUUGCUUGAAGAGUUGAAUCUAACGUGUUUAUGCUGAACAUUUUCUUUAUUUAUAAAUAAAAGGCAGAACAUGUUGUUUCAUUUUUGGUCUGGAUAAUUUGACAUGCGACCUAAUCUUUGUUACAUGUCUUUGAUCUAUUAAAAAAUCGACCUGCACAUCAAAA